Cornus florida is the source of this 1666-nucleotide messenger RNA. RefSeq names its product 5'-adenylylsulfate reductase-like 4. Lineage: Eukaryota; Viridiplantae; Streptophyta; Magnoliopsida; Cornales; Cornaceae. The coding region runs from base 390 to 1352 and encodes 320 amino acids. The transcript has 4 exons. The record is from RefSeq and is a predicted model, not a curated record.
CUUCCGAACCAUACAACACAACCAUCAAACUCCGCAACACAUACUAGUAUCUCGGAAAACACAUACAAACACAACCCAAUCGUAUUAUAUUAAUUUUUUAUUAUUAUAUUUUUUGUAGUGGUAUAUCCAACAAAACACAAUUUGGGUCGAUCCAACAAAUCCAAUCAUCAAUCAAUCAACCCAAAGACCAACUUGAUUGAUUGAUUGAUUGAUUUCAGUUCAUCGUGUCCGUGAAAAAGUUCGUCCUCACGCUCUCAAAAUGAUUUAGGCUUUUCUUUGGAGGGUCAUGAAUCCUAAUUUCUAGGGUUUCAUCAUACAUAAUACAUACAUAAUAAGAUCCUCAUCGUUGUCUUCGUCGCCGUCCUAAUUCAUCGAUCAAAUAAACGGAGAUGAGGGUUUGGGAAUCGGGUUUGGUUGUGUUACUUCUUUUCGGCACCGAGCUGGUUAGGGCUUCUUCGUCGUCGUCGUCGGCCAUCAUGUGCCCUAUAAACUCCCUUGCGGACUCCAUUUGCCGAGGGUUUGCAGAUUCUGGGAGCUGCCCCUUCAAUGGAGAACAAUCAUUUCGAUCUGUUGAUGCAGUUGGCGUCAAGGAGGGAGAUGAAAUUUCAUUGCAGAGGGCUCUGAAUAUGGUUCACAAGAAUAGUCAUGAUUAUGUUGCCGUUCUCUUCUAUGCAUCUUGGUGCCCUUUCUCUGGAACUUUUAGACCAAGCUUCUCCAUGCUGUCUUCCUUGUAUCCCUCCAUCCCCCAUUUUGCAAUUGAAGAAUCAGUUAUCAGGCCAAGCAUACUCUCAAAAUAUGGAGUUCAUGGAUUUCCUACUCUUUUCCUUUUAAAUUCUACCAUGCGUGUGCGCUAUCAUGGCUCUCGGACACUAGGUUCUCUCAUUGCUUUCUACAGUGAUAUUACUGGCAUGAAGGCUGCAUUGUUGAAUGGAACAUCCCUGGACAAUGUUGGACACUCGUCAAAUCACGAAACACAUGAGGAGAAUGAGCAGGAAAGCUGCCCAUUCUCAUGGGCUAGAUCUCCAGAAAAUUUGCUUCGGCAGGAAACAUAUUUGGCACUGGCCACCGCAUUUGUUAUUUUGAGGUUGUUCUACUUUAUUUUGCCAGCCUUUUGUGUAUGUGCUAGAUUUGCUUGGAGAAGGUACAUCAUGAACAUAAGAUUGAGGAGCUUGUGGGAACAUCCUCAGGCCUAUCUGAAUCGGGCAAUACAGUUGUUCAAUUCUUUGAAGGAACCUAGCAAGAGAAGCAAUUUACAGGAAGGGGCAAUGAAUGCAAAGGCAUGGGCUUCAAAGUCCUUGGCUACAGUUUCAUUCGGAGAUGCAAGCACCAGCCGGGUUGCGACAGGAAAUUGAAUUCACCGUCUCGCUGAAGCUGUUCCCAGUGGUAAUAACUGCUCAGAUUUUACUGCUAAAGGUUUGGCUGCAGUAUUUUUAAUGUGAGUGAGGAGCACUUUUUGAAUGAUGUUGACCACCUCUCAUUAGGGUUUCGUUAGAGCUUUUGGUGUUUCCUGGUAAGGUGGAAAAGCUUACCAUGAUUUGUUGUUGCAGCCACCUCUAACUUAGUCAUGUCUUUGUAUAUCAGAUUACAAUUUAUUUUUUACCAUCCAAAAAAUAUGAAAUUGGCCUAAUUUUGUUAGGAAAAUGAUAAAAGUUUGGUCGAUUUUUAC